Molecule: messenger RNA, 1275 nt
Organism: Episyrphus balteatus (marmalade hoverfly)
Lineage: Eukaryota; Metazoa; Arthropoda; Insecta; Diptera; Syrphidae
Gene: cN-IIIB
Product: 7-methylguanosine phosphate-specific 5'-nucleotidase
Exons: 3
Coding region: 270-1193 (307 amino acids)
Cellular component (GO): cytoplasm
Molecular function (GO): magnesium ion binding; 5'-nucleotidase activity
Source: RefSeq, a predicted model, not a curated record
AAGACAAAGACAGAUUGCUUAAAAGCCCAAUUAGUGCACGCGCUACAAAAAGUGAAAAGGCUCGGGGUAAACAAUUUCUUCAUCUAAUAUUUGCUUAAAAAAAACUUACUGCAUAAUUGCAUACAAGCACAUAAUAAAAUAAAAACUAGGACAACAAACAAACAAACUUCAUAUUGACAUAAACAUCUCGCGUCAGCUGCCUCUGGAAGUAUUAAACACUGUUUCAAUCAGCUUCAAUACGUUCAAAAUUUUGCCGAAUUUUCACAAAAAUGGCUGGACCCAAUGAAAGGAAGUUCUUAUAUUUGAAAGAUAUACCAAACCUCUGUCAAAAUCAUUGCAAAAUGAAGGAUCCUCUUCGUGUUGAGAAAAUCAUCAAUGAAUUUAUAGUUGGAGGUGUGAAUCGCUUGCAAGUUGUCUCAGACUUCGAUUAUACAAUUACAAAACAAAGAACGGAAGAUGGAUCGCAAGUGUUGAGUAGCUUUGGCAUUUUAAAUGCAUGUAAAUCUCUUCCAACAUCUUUUGUAGAGGAAUCUGGUAAAUUGUAUCACAAAUAUCGUCCCAUUGAAAUUGAUCCCCACAUACCAGUUGAAGAAAAAGUUAAAUAUAUGGUAGAAUGGUGGAGGAAAACUGGAGAUCUAUUAGUAGGGUUUCCACUUUCUCAGGACGAGAUUGAUACUAUAGCCUACGAUUGCAAGGACAAAUUACGAGAUCAUACUCAUGAAUUAUUCUAUUCACUAAACCGAUUGAACGUUCCUGUAUUAGUUUUCUCUGCUGGCCUAGGCAAUUCAGUCGUUUCUGUUUUGAAACAUUCAAAAGUAAUGUAUCCCAAUGUAAAGGUAAUAUCUAAUUUCCUUCAAUACAAAGGCGAUAUGGUAAAUGGCUUCCAAGAGCCUAUGAUUCAUACAUACAAUAAAAAUGAAACAGCUCUCGAAGGAACUGAAUAUUAUGAUCUUGUACAUUCAAGAGAUCAUAUUAUUGUCAUGGGUGAUUCAAUUGGUGAUGCCGGAAUGGCAAAUGGAGUUCCCAGUUCCUCGCAAAUAAUAAAAAUAGGCUUUCUUUUCGAUCACGUUGAGGAGAAUCUAAACAAAUAUAUGGAUGCUUUUGAUAUAGUGCUAAUCGAUGAUCAAACUAUGGAUGUUCCAAGAGCUAUCUUAGAAAUUAUUGAAAAAAAAACCAUUAAAUACAUAGUGUAAUUAUUAUAUCUUAAAGCUCUAUCAUUUUGUAAUUUUACUUCUGUGCUUGUUUUUUUAAUUAAAAGAGAACUACAUAAAUAUU